This is a messenger RNA of Arvicola amphibius (Eurasian water vole), 2300 nucleotides long. It is a transcript of the gene Bid, whose product is annotated as BH3 interacting domain death agonist. The coding region runs from base 189 to 779 and encodes 196 amino acids. NCBI's taxonomy places the organism in Eukaryota, Metazoa, Chordata, Mammalia, Rodentia, Cricetidae. Gene Ontology annotation, biological process: positive regulation of intrinsic apoptotic signaling pathway; positive regulation of extrinsic apoptotic signaling pathway; apoptotic mitochondrial changes. The transcript is spliced from 6 exons. Gene Ontology annotation, cellular component: mitochondrion; cytoplasm; cytosol. The record is from RefSeq and is a predicted model, not a curated record.
GGCGAUACUGCAGGGGGCGGAGCUAGACCGCCACCAGCGGGCACGAGAAAGGGAAGGCGGCGUGCUGGGCGCGCCGGAGAGUCUGCCCGUCCUGCCUCAGCCUGUGUGCGGCUGGUUCCCGCGGCGUGUGCGUGGCUGUUUCCCGGACUCUGUGAGUCAGCAGUGGUUGGAGCUGCAUAGCUUGUGCCAUGGACUCUCAGGUCAGCAAUGGCUCAGGCCUGGAGGCUGAGCACAUCACAAACCUGCUGGUGUUUGGCUUUCUCCAAAACUCCAAGUAUAAUUUCAAUCAAGAACUGGAGGCACUAAGUCAGGAGCUGCCCGUGCAAGUUUACCCGGAUGCAGACUUGGAGGAUGAGCUGCAGACUGACGGCAGCCGAGCCAGCCGCUUCUUCUACCAUGGAAGAAUACAGCCAGAUUCUGAAAGUCAGGAGUCGGCCAUCCAGAACGUUGCCCGACGUCUUGCCCAGCUAGGCGAUGAGAUGGACCACAGGAUCCAGCCCACACUGGUGAGGCAGCUGGCAGCGCAGUUCAUGAACACCGGCCUGUCAGAGGAGGACAGACGGAACUGCCUGGCCAAAGCCCUGGAUGAGAUGAAGACGUCUUUCCCUAGAGACAUGGAGAAUGAAAAGGCCAUGCUGAUAAUGACCUUGCUAUUGGCCAGAAAUGUGGCCAAUCAUGCACCAUCCUUACUCCAUGAUGUCUUCCGCACGACAGUGACCUUUAUUAACCAGAAUUUAUUCACCUAUGUGAGGAACUUGCUUAGAAAUGAGAUGGACUGAGGACGCCUGCAGAAGCGUGGCUGGCCGACACCCACGAUGGCGAACCAAUGAAGCUGACUCCAGAGGAAACUCGGCCAUGGAAACACAAGCUGGAGUGAAGACAGGUCCCAGAUAAUAGCUGCCUCCCUAUUCUCAGGACAGUGUUUUGGGCUGGUGACUCGGUUUCUCCAUUGAGCUAGUCUAAUGAAGAUGCCAGCGUGUGCGUAUCUGAAGGGCUUGCGUCAGCUCCUGCAUCUGCUCCAUGUAUUUUUGUCUAAGCUGUACGGGUUCCCACUUGAAAAUUAAACUUAAAAGCAGGUUGUAAGGCAGAAAGACUUAUACUGUGAAGUUACUGUUCAUGAGAGGCUAGCCUGGGUUGCUGUUUCAGGACAGUGCUAGCAGGGGUGCCCUGGCCCUGGAGUGAGAACUCCACCCAGUGCAGGGGACAUCUCAGUGCACAGACGGCCACAGCCUUCCUUUGUAAAAGCUGAACAGCAAUGAGGUUUGAGUCUAUGACUCUGUUCUCAAACCACCCCUCCCCGCCCCACCCAUAAGCAAGGGUUUAGCUGUUUCAAGGGACUGUUUUUCUAAAGAUUGCUGAGUUGUGCACACAAAUUCAGUCACUACAAUCAGGUUUGCUAGGAAACACAUUUACACAAGAAAAUGAAAUACCAGAGUCAACCGGAAAUAACAGGAGAGAUCUAAAACAGCAGCCAGUAAUCCAAACAGUAGCCUUGUCACCUCCCACUGUGCGGUGGCCACCAUCUUAGUCAAGUUUCCAGAGGUAAUUUCCAGACACAUCUGAUUGACAUUCUUGGUUGUAAAGCAGUAUUGCCAUUCGUCCUCACCGGGCCAACGUUUUGGAAAGAUUCCAUGUGUCAAAGCCAAAUGUCCCCUUUGCUUUUGUAUUUCAGAGCUAAGGUCUUGCUGUGUAUCCUCAAACGCAGGGCGAUUCUCCUGCUAACUUUCCUAAUGCUGGAAUUGCAGGCAUGAGCCACCACUACCUGCUAAGUGUUCCAAUUUUUAAGUCAUCGCAGCCAUGACGGCCUGGUAUAUCAUGGAAACUGGUGGGUUUUUUCUUUAGGAACAUGAUCCUUGUGUGGGUGUAAUUGAGAGAUGAUUUUAAUUCAGAGAAUAUUUUUCAUUCUGUUUAAAAGUAUGUGAAUUGAUAUGAUAGAAAUUUGUUCAAAAUAAAAGGCUUUCUUUAAAGGAUGCUUAGCGACAUCUCCUAGGCGAUCUAGUGCAUCAGAAGGUCACAGCAUUCCCAAUGACCUUCAGAACCUAGCAUAAACAGUGUUUGGGGGCACAGCGACUUCACUGGCUGUGCCAACUGGGAACUCAGGUGUGGUUUGAAUGGCAGGAUUGUGCUUCGGGACUAAGGCAAACCAAGUAUGCGUGCACUUAAGAGACUACAAAACAUUACCUGAAGUAAUCCCCCUACGCCGACAGCAGUGGACAAAACCAUGAGUCAUUAGUUAUCAGAAAAGCUCGUUUUAUUGUCACCUCCAGGGUGUUUCCCCAAGAAGUUGCUACUGUCUGGAA